GUAAUGAUGGACAAGCGCAAGGUGAAUGGGACAGGCUCAUCUGGUCCCUCCAAACGACUCAGAGGAGAUGGAGAAGAUUUCCCAAGAUCAACAUUUGAGGAAGAAAUGGCAUUAAUGGAGUCAAUGGAACUUGAUGAAGCUGCCGGGGAUGGCCCUGAAGUGCAGGGUCCUGAGAGCCAGGAAGUCAACAUCAAGUGGAGUCGGCCGCCGCUGCCGCCGCUAGACCCCAGCCAGGAUGCCAUCAUCUUCCAGCAGAUGGAGACCGACUACUACCUGGGUGCACCGCUGCCGGGCAUGCCCGGGGCGCAGGGCGGCACCGUGCCCAUCAUGCGCAUGUUCGGCGUCACGGCCGACGGCCACUCGGUCUGCUGUCACGUUCACGGCUUCGCACCCUACUUCUUCGUGUCGGCGCCGGACCGGUUCACGCCCGAGCUGUGCGGCUCGUUCCAGCGUUGCCUGAAUACAGCCAUGAUGCGCGAGGUGAAGAGCGUGGCGGAGGUGCCGCAGGCGGUGCUGGACGUGGAGCUGGUGCAGCGGCAGUCCAUGUACGGCUACCAGGGCGGUGGCCUGGUGCCGUUCCUGCGCAUCACGGUCGCCCAGCCGCGCCUGGUGCCGGUCGCCAAGCGGCUGCUGGAGCGGGGUGAGGUGGUGCUGCCGCAGAUCGGCAACCAUCAGUACCACGCUUACGAGUCCAACGUCGACUUUGAGAUCAGGUUCAUGAUCGACACGGACGUCGUGGGCUGUAACUGGAUCGACCUGCCGGCCGGCUGCUGGCGGCGCCGCGGACACCAGGGCGCCGCCUCGCCGCCGGCCACCUCACACUGUCAGCUGGAGCUCGACGUGGCCUGGGACAAGUUCGUCUCUCACGCGCCGGAGGGCGAGUGGCAGAAGGUGGCGCCCAUCCGCAUCCUCAGCUUCGACAUCGAGUGCUCCAACAGGAAAGGCGUCUUCCCCGAGCCCGACAAGGAUGCCGUCAUCCAGAUCGCCAACAUGGUCAUCAACCAGGGUGAGCGCGACCCCUUCAUCCGCAACAUCUUCACACUCAAGUCGUGCGCGCCCGUCGUCGGGUCCGACGUGCGGAGCUACGAAGAGGAGGCCAAACUGCUUAAGGACUGGGCGGACUUCAUACGACAGGUGGAUCCCGACAUCAUCACUGGCUACAACAUCAACAACUUCGACUUGCCCUACCUCAUCAACAGGGCCAAGGCCAAGAACGUCGCCACCUUCCCCUUCUUGGGAAGGAUACGUAACAAACUGACGGUCGUGAAGGAAACAAUGCUGCAGAGCAAGCAGAUGGGCCGCCGAGAGAACAAGACCAUCAACACCGAGGGCCGCACUCAGUUUGAUCUGAUCAUGUUCCUGCGGCGGGAGUACAAGCUGCGCUCCUACUCGCUGAAUGCCGUUUCGUUCCACUUCCUGCAAGAGCAGAAGGAGGACGUGCACCACAACAUGAUCAGCGUGCUGCAGGAGGGGGACGCCCAGACCCGGCGCAGGCUGGCAGUUUACUGUCUGAAGGACGCCUUCCUGCCGCUGAAGCUGAUCGACAAGCUGAUGUGUGUCAUCAACUACAUGGAGAUGGCGCGUGUCACUGGCGUGCCCAUGUCCUUCCUGCUCACUCGCGGCCAGCAGAUCAAGGUGGUCUCGCAGCUGCUGAGGAAGGCGCGCCAGCAGAACCUGGUGAUGCCGGUGUACGAGAACAAGGGCGGCGAUGCCGGCGAGUCUUUCGAGGGCGCCACCGUCAUCGAGCCGAUCAAGGGCUACUACGAUGUGCCGAUCGCCACGCUGGACUUCAGCAGCCUGUACCCCAGCAUUAUGAUGGCGCAUAACCUGUGCUACACUUCUCUACUACAGCCGGGCGCCGCCGAGCGGCUGGGCCUGCAGCCGGACCAGUUCAUCCGAACACCGUCCGGCAACCAGUUCGUGAAGCCGUCGCUGCGGCCCGGCCUGCUGCCCGAGAUCCUGCGCGAGCUGCUAGCCGCGCGCAAGAAGGCCAAGGGCGACCUCAAAAAGGAGACGGACCCGCUGCGCAAGCAAGUGCUGGAUGGCCGGCAGCUGGCGCUCAAGAUCAGCGCCAACUCUGUGUACGGCUUCACGGGUGCCACGGUCGGCAAGCUGCCCUGCCUGGAGAUCUCGCAGAGUGUCACCGCCUUUGGCCGGCUGAUGAUCGAGCAGACCAAGGCCGAGGUUGAGGCCCGCUACAACGUCGCCAACGGCUACAAGCACGACGCCAAGGUGAUAUAUGGCGACACGGACUCGGUGAUGGUGCGCUUCGGCGCCAGCACGGUCAAGGACGCCAUGGAGCUUGGAAAGGAGGCGGCCGCCUUCGUCUCCGACAAGUUCAUUCAGCCGAUUAAGCUGGAGUUUGAAAAGGUGUACUUUCCGUAUCUGCUGAUCAACAAGAAGCGGUACGCGGGCCUGUACUUCACGCGGCCCGAGGUGCACGACAAGAUGGAUUGCAAGGGCAUCGAGACUGUGCGGCGCGACAACUGCCCCCUGCUCGGCAACCUCAUCAACGUCUGCCUGCAAAAGCUACUCAUCGAACGGAACCCGGACGGCGCCGUGGAGCACGCGAAACAGGUGAUCUCCGAUCUGCUCUGCAACCGGAUUGACAUUAGUCAGCUGGUGAUCAGCAAGGAGCUGACCAAGACGGACGCCGACUACAGCGCCAAGCAGGCGCACGUCCAGCUGGCGCACAAGAUGCGCAAGCGCGACCCGGGCAACGCUCCCAAGCUGGGCGACCGCGUGCCGUAUGUCAUCAUAGCCGCGCCCAAGAACACGCCCGCCUACGACAAGGCCGAGGACCCGAUCUAUGUGCUGGACAACAGCGUGCCGAUCGACUCGCAGUACUACCUGGAGAACCAGCUGAGCAAGCCGCUGCUGCGUGUCUUCGAGCCGAUCCUGGGCGAGAACAAGGCAGAGUCGAUACUGCUCAAGGGCGAGCACACCCGAACUAAGAAGGUGGUGACCUCCAAGGUGGGCAAGCUAUUUGCCUUUACCAAGAAGUCGGCGCAGUGCCUGAGCUGCAAGGCAGUGUUGAAAGACGAGUCGCAGGCGGUGUGCGAGUACUGCAAGCCGAAGGAGGCGGAGGUGUACCAGCGAGAGAUGACAGCGCUCUCCGCGCUGGAGACCAAGUUCGGGCGGCUGUGGACGCAAUGUCAGCGGUGCCAGGGCAGCCUCCACGAGGAGGUCAUCUGUACCAGCCGCGACUGUGCGAUCUUCUACAUGCGGAAGAAGGUGCAGAAGGACCUGUCGGAGCAGGAGAAGCGCAUGGAGCGGUUCGGGGUCCCGUCAUGGUGAGCCGGCCCCAGCGCCGCUCCGAGGCCAUGUGCUGUGAUGAGCACCCGCAGCUCGGCGGCUCGACCCUGACUCGCGCCACCGGCCGUGGUGUGUCCGCGCUCCUCGCUGUCCGUGUGCGGGGCGGGAGCGCCCGGUCCUGUCAUCAGCCGCCUGACUCGCGCCGCUGGCCGUGGUGUGUCCGCGCUCCUCGCUGUCCGUGUGCGGGGCAGGAGCGCCCGGUCGUGCCGCGCGCCUCCCAGAGUUGUGCCGGUUAUGUUCUGCAGCGUCCGGUCACAGGCUGACAGGGGGACCGUCCCUCCUACUGUGACCUCGUGACCCAGUGGUCACGGCAGCCAUGUGUGCCACGACCGUCCCGAGCGCAGCCGACUCGACAGCCGGCCGCACUGUAUGUGUGUGUGUGUGGUGCUCGGCUUCCUGGUGAGCUGAGUCGGUGCCUUUGUACAAUAUACGUCGCUUAGACGCUG
Molecule: messenger RNA, 3761 nt
Organism: Pollicipes pollicipes
Lineage: Eukaryota; Metazoa; Arthropoda; Thecostraca; Pollicipedomorpha; Pollicipedidae
Gene: PolD1
Product: DNA polymerase delta 1, catalytic subunit
Exons: 21
Coding region: 4-3297 (1097 amino acids)
Biological process (GO): DNA replication proofreading; base-excision repair, gap-filling; nucleotide-excision repair, DNA gap filling
Cellular component (GO): delta DNA polymerase complex
Molecular function (GO): nucleotide binding; DNA-directed DNA polymerase activity; DNA binding
Source: RefSeq, a predicted model, not a curated record